GCCCUGUCCUGUAGGACAUUACUGUCCAGAAGGAACAAGCUAUUCAAAACCUUGCCCUCCUGGGACCCUGUUGGCUGUUUUAGGAGGAGCUGCUUUAGCUGAUUGCAGACCUUGCCCAUCCGGUCAUUACUGUACAGGUUACGGCUUGUCAACUCCAUCGGGUGUUUGCAGUGCAGGAUACUACUGUCCAGGAGGGCAGAUUGUGCAACGGCCUUUGGAGUUCACGUGUUCGCCAGGUCAUUUCUGCCCUGAGGGAAGUGCCAAUCAAACUAGCUGUUCGCCAGGCCAUUACCAAUCUAAAUGGGCAACGGAAGAGUGUGAAGUUUGUCCCGCAGGAUUCUUCUGCCAAUCACAAGGAGUUCAUCAACCUAUCAUCUGCCCAUUAGGCUCAUAUUGUCCACCAGGUACUGCAUCUGCAAGCCAGUUCUUCUGUCCUGAGGGUACCUACGGGAAUCGAACCGGGAUGCACAAUGCAUUGGACUGUUUACCUUGUGAUCCUGGAAUGUACUGUCUGGGUUCAGGAAACACUAAGCCAUCUGGACCGUGCAGUGCUGGGUACUUGUGUGUCCAGGGAGCUACUGUACCAACCCCAAAUGAUGGGAUUACAGGAAAGCAGUGUUUACCAGGAUCCUACUGUCCAGCUGGUAGUAUCACAGCACAGCCUUGUCCAAAAGGAACCUUCAGCGAGAAACGAGGACUAACUGGAGCCUCACACUGUCAAUCUUGUACCCCUGGACAGUACUGCAAUGAAAUGGGAGCUACUGCGGUGUCAGGGCCUUGUCAGGCAGGAUUUUUCUGCCUCGAGGGAUCCCAAUCUCCAGCUCCCACUGGUGACAUUUGCCCUCCUGGUCACUACUGUCCCAAAGCUGCGGCCAUACCCAUCCCAUGUCCAUCUGGAACGUUCCGAUCAACAACACAAGGCAAGAGUGAGGAAGACUGUGCACUGUGUCCCUCAGGUUUCUAUUGUAGCAAAAUGGGCAGAGACAGUGCUGGAGAAUUUUGUGACCCGGGAUUUUAUUGUAAGCAGGGAGCAAAGAGUGCCACACCUCUUGACGGCAUUACAGGUGACAUUUGUCCUGUUGGUCACUAUUGCCCAUUGGGUUCUGCUGUGCCAACACCAUGUGAAAAUGGGAAAUUUGUGAACCACACAGGAGCAAAAGAAUGUUUCACCUGCCCUGAAGGAUACCAGUGCACGAACAGAGAACAAGCUGAACCUUGCCCCCAAGGUUCAUACUGUCCGAAGGGUACUGGUGUAUCUCCCCAACCUUGUCCUGUUGGAACAUUUGGAGAAUCCCAGGGACUGAGGAAGAUAACGGACUGUACUCCAUGCCUUGGUGGUUUCUACUGCAGUAGCCUAGGCCUAACACAAACUGAAGGCCCCUGUGAUCCUGGAUUUUAUUGUGUAUCUGGUGUUAAUACUCCACGUCCCUCCAUGCACUUCAAUCACACAGGGAAUGGUGGAGAAUGCAGUGCAGGUGCCUACUGUCCCAGAAAUUCUGCACUACCUACCCCAUGCCCACCUGGGACCUACAACUCUGAAACAGGUCAGGGUAUCUGCCAAAGAUGCUUAGCUGGUUACUUCUGUUUCGGUGGUCUUUCCAACCCCUUUCCACAACAAUGCCCAUCGGGACAUUACUGUCCAGAAUCCACCCGCUUUGCAAAUGAAUAUCCGUGUCCCCCUGGGACCUAUGGCAGUUUGCUUGGCCAACAAAGCUCAGCUGGAUGCUUGUCUUGCCCUCCAGGUCAGUUCUGUGAAGGAAAUGGUUUGAGUACGCCCAGCGGGAACUGCUCUGCAGGUUGGUUUUGUACUGGAGGUGCAUCCACAAGCAAACCCUUGUCUUCAGGUGAAUUAUUAAGCAGUUCCAAUUGUGGCAACCCAGAAAGUGUUUCCUCAGGAAAUCAUUGUCCUUUAGGGUCAUUCUGCCCAGAGGGAUCCUCUCUCCCACAGAAAUGCACAGCAGGAUACUACUGUGAUCAACAUGAGCUUGCUGAACCAAUAGGGCCUUGUGAUGCAGGGUAUUAUUGCCCUAGUGGCAGCACUGAUCAUGCUCCAGACCAAUUCAAGUGUAUUGAAGGGCAUUACUGUCCUGAGGGUUCAGCGGCGCCUGAACCAUGCCCUGAAGCAACGUAUUCCACCACAGCUGGGAACAAGGCAUUGGACAACUGCCUGCCAUGCACACAAGGGUUCUUCUGUGAAGGCACUGGGUUACUUCACCCCACUGGUGUCUGUUCAUCUGGUUACUACUGCCCGGGAGGCCAGAACUCUCCAACCCCAGCAGAUUUCUUGUGCCCUGCUGGGUCAAGGUGUCCAGCAGGAAGUUCCAGUCCCGAACCCUGCCCAAGAGGUUUCUAUCAAGCUCUGACAGGCCAGCCUGACUGCAAUCCAUGCCCUACUGGAACAUAUUGUAGCACAUCGGAUUUGGAGAACGGGGGAAUAAAAAUCCCCCAGCUCUGUCCAUCAGGACAUUUCUGUCCAGUCAAAACAGAAUUUGCUACCCAGUACAAAUGUCCCCGUGGGACUUUCAGCAACAAAGAAGGUCAAACCUCAGCAGCUCAAUGUGAUCCUUGCUCACCUGGCCUUUUCUGCAGCCAAGAAGCUCAGACUGAACCCUCUGGUUCCUGUUCGAAAGGCUUUUACUGCCUUGGAGGAGCCACAACUCCCACCCCAACUGAUGGCGUCACUGGUGACAUUUGCCCAGCGGGCAAGUAUUGUGUGGCAGGCUCUACCACAGGUGUUGAUUGUCCAGUUGGCUAUUACAGCAAUAAAACUGGUUUGACAUCUCCAGAUGAUUGCACCAUUUGUGACCCUGGGUUUUAUUGCAAUCGCCCUGGGAUUACAUCACCCCAAGGUCCAUGUGCAGCAGGGCACUACUGUAAACUGGGUGCUCAAACACCCAAUCCGAACAAUGGGACUGAAGGAUUUCUCUGCCCUGCUGGUUACUAUUGUACAACUGGAACAACAAGACCAGCCUCUUGUCCAGUUGGGACCUACAAUCCUUCAAAAGGGAUGUCUUCAUCAUCUGAUUGUUUACCAUGCAAGCCAGGACAUUACUGUUCAACUGCUGGUCAAGCCCAACCCAGCGGCUUGUGCUUUGAGGGUUUUUAUUGCACCAGAAGUGCCUCCCAGCCUAAUCCACAAGAUGGUCAAAGUGGUGGAAUUUGCCCUGUGGGGUUUUAUUGCAAAGCUGGAGCACAUAAUCCUGUCCCCUGUCCUGCCACAACAUUUCUGAAUCACAGUGGUGGUGUUGAGUGUGUUAUGUGUCCUGCUGGAUUUUACUGCACUCAUGGCAACAGGAUUAAUCUCUGCCCACCAGGAUUCUACUGUCCAGCCAGCACUGGGGUAGAAAUCCCAGCAUGUCCUGUAGGUACGUAUGGAGGCCGUACAGGACUGAAGGAAGAGAAGGAUUGUCUGCCAUGCAAAGGGGGGUUCUACUGUGCCCAAGAUGGCCUUCCAUGGCCUCAGGAGAAGUGUUAUCCUGGGCAUUACUGUACAUCAGGAGUGAACAUCCCCAACCCUGGGCCAACACAGGAGUUCUUGGGAAUAGGUGGAAAGUGUGGUGUUGGACAGCAUUGUCCUGCUGGAUCAGCCCAACCACAGCCAUGUCCAUCAGGAACCUAUGCUGAAGAAGAGGGAAUGGAGUAUUGUCAAAAAUGUCCUCCAGGAUAUUACUGUCAACCUACAGCGGCGACUCCUGAGCCCUGUUUACCGGGUUAUUAUUGUCCCUCUGGAACCGAGGAAGCCACACAGUAUCCCUGUCCUCCAGGAACAUACAACGAAUGGCCAGGUAGUAGAAGUGAGGGGGAGUGCGAGACCUGCCCUCCAGGGCAGCACUGUAGUGGAGUUGGCCUUGCGAAACCUUCUGGGCCUUGUGCUGCGGGUUACUACUGCACAGGGGGAUCUGCAACCAGCGAACCAACCACUAAUAAUUUGGAGUUUAAUACUUUCUUGAACUCCACCUCUGAGUGCACGUUCAGUCUGGAACAAAACCAAAUGACAGGUGGGCUUUGCCCAGUUGGUUGUUAUUGCCCACCAGGAUCUCCCUCUCCAGUACCAUGUGAUGCAGGGACAUACUGUUCAGAUACAAAACUCUCUGCACCAACAGGAGGCUGUAAUGCUGGAUAUUAUUGCAAUACUGGCUCCUCACAGCCUGACCAACACAUCUGUCCUGCUGGUUUUUACUGCCCAGACAGCACAGCGGUUCCUAUACCUUGUCCAGCUGGUACCUACAGCAACAACACUGGGAAUGAAAAGGAAUCAGACUGCCAGCUUUGUCUUAGUGGACAGUUCUGUGAAGGGCAUGGCAAUGUUGCUCCCGAUGGUCCUUGCUUGCAUGGAUUUUAUUGUCCCCCUGGUCAAAGCUCAGCCAGUCCUACUUCAUUCCUCUGUCCACCUGGUCACUAUUGUCCUAGUGGAACUUCCAUUCCACUUGCAUGCCAGGGAGGAACUUACCAAGAGCAGGAAGGCCAAGAGAUCUGUGAAUCAUGUCCAGCUGGUUUCUUUUGUGAAUUCUCCAAUGGUUCUGGUGGGAAUGUUCCUGAACUGUGUCCUAUGGGCUUCGUCUGCCCUCCUGGCACUGCUUUGGGUACAGAGCAUCCCUGUGCUGCGGGUACAUAUGGUCCUUUGCCCGGUGCAGCGAAUGAGGCAGGCUGUUUACCCUGUUCACCAGGUAUGUUUUGUGCUUCCAGUGGUCUCUCCAACCCCAGUGGACUGUGUUAUCCUGGAUAUUACUGUACUGGAAGUGCCGUCACUCCGACUCCCAGCAAACAUUGGGUAUAAUCUGCACAGAAAUAUUGGAAUCAGAAUGAAUUAAAAUAAUGUUUGAACCAA
Molecule: messenger RNA, 4828 nt
Organism: Hypanus sabinus (Atlantic stingray)
Lineage: Eukaryota; Metazoa; Chordata; Chondrichthyes; Myliobatiformes; Dasyatidae
Product: neurogenic locus notch homolog protein 4-like
Exons: 31
Coding region: 464-4777 (1437 amino acids)
Source: RefSeq, a predicted model, not a curated record